This is a messenger RNA of Spirodela intermedia, 4442 nucleotides long. The record is from the annotation of a GenBank genome assembly. NCBI's taxonomy places the organism in Eukaryota, Viridiplantae, Streptophyta, Magnoliopsida, Alismatales, Araceae.
AUGGCGUCGCUGACAUCGACCCCCUUCAUGCUGUCCACCUCGGAGCAUCUGUCCUCGGUGUCGCAGAAGCACACAUUCCUCAGCUCGUUUCUCCCCAAGAGGCAGGGCGGAGGCGGCAGGGACGGCGGCGCCGCUGGAGCCCUGCGGGUGCGGUGCGCCGCCAUCGGUAAUGGGCUCUUCACCCAGACCAAGCCGGAGGUGAGGCGAAUCGUGCCGCCGCCGGAUCAGCACCGGGGGCUUCCCCGCGUGAAGGUCGUGUACGUGGUCCUGGAGGCGCAGUACCAGUCGUCGCUGUCGGCGGCGGUGCGGGCGCUCAACGCCGACCGGGAGUACGCCUCCUUCGAGGUGGUGGGGUACCUGGUGGAGGAGCUCCGCGACGAGGAGACCUACGCCGACUUCUGCCGGGAUCUGGCUGACGCCAACGUCUUCAUCGGGUCGCUCAUCUUCGUGGAGGAGCUCGCCCUGAAGGUGAAGGCGGCGGUGGAAAAGGAGCGCGAGCGGAUGGACGCCGUGCUGGUCUUCCCGUCCAUGCCAGAGGUGAUGCGGCUCAACAAGCUGGGCUCCUUCAGCAUGGCGCAGCUGGGCCAGUCCAAGAGCCCCUUCUUCCAGCUCUUCAAGAAGCAGAAGCAGUCCGCGGGGUUCGCCGACAGCAUGCUGAAGCUCGUGCGGACGCUGCCCAAGGUGCUCAAGUAUCUGCCCAGCGACAAGGCCCAGGACGCCCGCCUGUACAUCCUCAGCCUCCAGUUCUGGCUCGGCGGCUCGCCGGAGAACCUGCAGAACUUUCUGAAGAUGAUCUCCGGCGCGUACGUGCCGGCGCUGAAGGGCACCAAGGUCCCCUAUGAUGACCCCGUACUGUUCCUCGACAGCGGGAUAUGGCACCCGCUGGCGCCCACCAUGUACGACGACGUGAAGGAGUAUCUCAACUGGUACAGCACCCGGAGGGACGUCGACGAGAAGCUCAGAGGCCCCAAUGCCCCCAUCAUCGGCCUCAUCCUGCAGCGCAGCCACAUCGUCACUGGCGACGACAGCCACUACGUCGCCGUGAUCAUGGAACUCGAGGCCAGAGGGGCCAAGGUGAUCCCCAUCUUCGCCGGCGGGCUCGACUUCUCCGGCCCGACGGAGAAGUACUUGGUCGACCCCAUCACCAAGAAGCCGUUUAUCCACGCCGCCGUCUCGCUCACCGGCUUCGCUCUCGUCGGCGGCCCGGCGAGGCAGGACCACCCCAAGGCCAUCGAGGCCCUGCGAAAGCUCGACGUCCCUUACAUCGUCGCCCUGCCGCUGGUGUUCCAGACGACGGAGGAGUGGCUCAACAGCACCCUCGGUCUUCACCCCAUCCAGGUCGCUCUGCAGGUCGCCCUCCCCGAGCUCGACGGCGGCAUGGAGCCCAUCGUCUUCUCCGGCCGUGAUCCCAGGACAGGCAAGCUUUGCUCCCCCACCCCGUUCGCUCUCUUCUUGCCCCCGUCUGUUGAAUUGAACUGAACGCCGCCCUCUCCCCGCUGAUACAGGGAAGUCGCAUGCCCUGCACAAGAGGGUGGAGCAGCUCUGCACCAGGGCCAUCAGGUGGGCGGAGCUCAGGAGGAAGACCAAGGUAAUCAAUAAAAAAUUGCGCAGCCUGACCAGUCUCCGGGGAAAGGGGGAAGGUUGGUUCUCAUUGUCGUGGUCCCCGUGGGUGGGUUGAAUGUUCCAGGAGGAGAAGAGGGUGGCGAUCACGGUGUUCAGCUUCCCGCCUGACAAAGGCAACGUGGGGACGGCGGCGUACCUGAACGUAUUCUCCUCCAUCUUCUCGGUGCUCAAGGAGCUGAAGGAGGACGGGUACGACGUAGAGGGCCUGCCGGAGACGGCGGACGCGCUGAUCGAGGACGUGAUCCACGACAAGGAGGCCAAGUUCAGCAGCCCCAACCUGAACAUCGCCUACAAGAUGAACGUCCGCGAGUACCAGAAGCUCACCCCCUACGCCGGCGCCCUGGAGGAGAGCUGGGGGAAGCCCCCCGGCAACCUCAACUCCGACGGGGAGAACCUGCUCGUCUACGGCAAGCAGUACGGUAACGUCUUCAUCGGCGUGCAGCCUACCUUUGGCUAUGAGGGCGAUCCCAUGCGGCUGCUCUUCUCCCGCUCGGCGAGCCCCCACCACGGCUUCGCCGCCUACUACUCCUACGUGGAGAAGAUCUUCAAGGCCGACGCCGUUCUGCAUUUCGGCACGCACGGCUCGCUCGAGUUCAUGCCGGGGAAACAGGUGGGCAUGAGCGACGUCUGCUACCCCGACAGCCUCAUCGGCAACAUCCCCAACAUCUACUACUACGCCGCCAACAACCCCUCCGAGGCCACCGUCGCCAAGCGGCGGAGCUACGCCAACACCAUCAGCUACCUCACACCACCGGCGGAGAACGCCGGCCUGUACAAGGGCCUCAAGCAGCUUGGGGAGCUCAUCUCCUCCUACCAGUCGCUCAAGGACACCGGCCGAGGGCCGCAGAUUGUCAGCUCCAUCAUCAGCACCGCCCGGCAGUGCAACCUCGACAAGGACGUUGAUCUGCCGGACGAGGGCCUGGAGCUGAAGCCUGACGAGCGGGACCUGGUCGUCGGCAAGGUGUACUCCAAGAUCAUGGAGAUCGAGUCGCGGCUGCUGCCGUGCGGGCUGCACAUCAUCGGUGAGCCCCCGACGGCGCUGGAGGCUGUGGCGACGCUGGUGAACAUCGCCGCUCUGGACCGGCCGGAGGAGAACAUCCGCUCCCUGCCGAGCAUCCUGGCGGAGACCGUCGGCCGGCAGAUCGAGGACGUCUACCGCGGCAGCGACAAGGGCGUCCUCGCCGACGUCGAGCUCCUCCGGCAGAUCACCGACGCCUCCCGCGGCGCCGUCGGCGCCUUCGUGGAGAGGACGACCAACACCAAGGGCCAGGUGGUGGACGUGACCGACAAACUGAUGAACUCCAUGUUCGGCUUCGGCCUGGCGGAGCCGUGGGUGCAGUACCUCUCCACCACCCGCUUCCUCAGAGCCGACAGGGAGAAGCUGAGGAUCCUCUUCGCCUUCCUUGGUGAGUGCCUGAAGCUCGUCGUCAUGGACAACGAGCUGGGCAGCCUUAAGCAGGCCCUGGAGGGCAAGUACGUCGAGCCGGGUCCCGGAGGGGACCCCAUCCGCAACCCCAAGGUGCUCCCCACGGGGAAGAACAUCCACGCCCUCGACCCGCAGGCCAUCCCCACCACGGCGGCGAUGCAGAGCGCCAAGGUCGUCGUCGAUCGCCUGCUGGAACGGCAGAAGCUCGACAAUGGCGGCAGCUACCCGGAGACAGUUGCUCUGGUUCUCUGGGGCACCGACAACAUCAAGACCUACGGCGAGUCCCUCGCGCAGGUCCUCUGGAUGAUCGGCGUCCGCCCCGUCGCCGACACCUUCGGCCGGGUCAACCGCGUGGAGCCUGUCAGCCUCGAGGAGCUCGGCCGCCCCCGCGUCGACGUCGUCGUCAACUGCUCCGGCGUCUUCAGAGAUCUCUUCAUCAACCAGGUCCGUACCAGAGUACUACUAGCACCAGUAGUAGUAGCAGUAGUAGCAGUGGAUGACUGGUUUGUACUCACUAGGCUGUGGGUUUUUGGCGCAGAUGAAUCUGUUGGACAGGGCGGUGAAGAUGGUGGCGGAGCUGGACGAGCCGGAAGAGAUGAAUUUCGUGCGGAAGCACGCGCUGCAGCAGGCGGCGGAGCUGGGGACGACGGUGCGGGACGCGGCGACGAGGGUCUUCUCCAACGCCUCGGGAUCCUACUCCUCCAACAUCAACCUCGCCGUGGAGAACUCCUCCUGGAACGACGAGAAACAGCUGCAAGACAUGUACCUGAGCCGCAAGUCCUUCGCCUUCGACUGCGACGCCCCCGGCGUGGGGAUGACCGAGAAGCGGCGCGUCUUCGAGAUGGCCCUCGCCACCGCCGACGCCACCUUCCAGAACCUCGACUCCUCGGAGAUCUCCCUUACCGACGUGAGCCACUACUUCGACUCCGACCCCACCAAGCUCGUGCAGUCCCUGCGCAAGGACGGCAGAAAACCAGGCUCCUACAUCGCCGACACCACCACGGCGAACGCGCAGGUGCGCACGCUGGCGGAGACGGUGCGGCUGGACGCCCGCACGAAGCUUCUCAACCCCAAGUGGUACGAGGGGAUGCUCUCCAGUGGGUACGAGGGCGUGAGGGAGAUCGAGAAGCGGCUCACGAACACGGUUGGGUGGAGCGCCACCUCCGGGCAGGUGGACAACUUUGUGUACGAGGAGGCCAACGACACCUUCAUCAAGGACGAGCAGAUGCUGAAGCGGCUCAUGGACACCAACCCCAAUUCCUUCCGCAAGCUGGUGCAGACCUUCCUCGAGGCCAGCGGCCGCGGCUACUGGGAGACCUCCGAGGAGAACCUCGACCGCCUCCGCCAGCUCUACUCCGAAGUCGAGGACAAGAUCGAGGGCAUCGACCGUUGA